Molecule: messenger RNA, 1468 nt
Organism: Drosophila rhopaloa
Lineage: Eukaryota; Metazoa; Arthropoda; Insecta; Diptera; Drosophilidae
Exons: 3
Coding region: 1-1407 (468 amino acids)
Cellular component (GO): membrane
Source: RefSeq, a predicted model, not a curated record
AUGUAUUGCAGAAGCAAUUGUUCGCCGCUGAGGAGAAAUCCUGUAGUUCAGCGCAGUCUCGAUUUGCGACUUCGUGGCGGCCAAGCGAAAGACUACCUUAAAAGAUGCAGUUGCAACCUGGUGAUCCUGUCGAUUCUUUUCUUGGACAUCUAUCAGAUGAAUUACUUUUCCAACAGGAAUAACUGGCGGUUCUUGGCGGAGUGCUCCAUUUGUCCUAUACUUGCCCUGAGAGCAUUUGUCUGUUUCGGCAAUUAUCUGUGGUUAUUAUGUGGCAUUGACCAGGUGAUCGGAACGGAAAACCAAAAGUGUCUGCUGGAUGGAAAGGAUGAGAUCCCCUUUGGCACAGUAUACGCUCGACCGGUAAUGAAAGCUCAAGGUAACAAAAUGGGCAAAGAUAUGAAGGACGACUGGCCCAUUAUCCACUGGCACUCCUCUUUUCAGAACUCCUUUGGGUGGACAAAGAACCAGUGUUUCUUGUCGUUGCAGAAACACCCGCUUACGUCCACCUACAAUUCAUCGUAUGAGGAGGUUUGCCGGGAUGAUUUUAUAACUGAUAUCCGGAAGUUGGACGAUUCGGAAAAUAUAUAUAUCAAGAGAAAAUUAUUUUUGAAAAAAAUAAGAAAUGGAUUCCCAGAUUUCAAACUAGCAGAGUCGAUAUCCCCAAUGAAACUAUUGCAAUAUGUGGCCAACCUGAGAUUUUGGAUCUCCACCACCAUUCUGCAACGAUUAGUGAACGAGAUUGACUAUGUGGAUAAGAUGUUUCACAAGUAUAAAUUCAACUUCAAGAUAGGAGCAAUAAGCCUAGAAAGGCUGCGAUUAAUAGCCGUGGACCGCAAGUUGGUAAGGACUUGUUUUCCCAUGAUGCCCAUGCUAUUGGCCUUUCUGGACACCUUCGGCAACCAGGAGUACCUAGUGCAGCGGAUUAAAGAGCUAUCGAAGGGUACCUAUAUAGAAGACUACCGUUGGAAUUCGGGGGGGACAAUCUAUGGUCAGGAGUGGCAGGAACACCUGCCCACCGAUGCAGCCAUAUUGUUUCAUUUGUUUUGUGUUUACCUUGACAGCCAACUUAUGCCAUUGCCGCAGGGUGCUGACCGACGACCUUUCUAUUCUCGAUAUGUGAUAAUUCGGGAUGGGAGAUCCAUUCAGGACAUAGAGUCCUGUGUAAAAAACAAGGCCAACUGCGCCAUUUUAGCCACAGACAAUCAACAGCCCAAUCCCAAGUUCAAUUUCAUCAGCGAAUUGGAACUGCAUGAUUGUGUAUACGACACAAACAACCUGUUCUAUGUGAUUAUCCAGUUUUUGACCUACAUGCAAAAAGAGCAGGGAGCCGUUCUGGAGUUUGUCAGUCUGGGCAAGAGCGGGAUCAACAUCUUACCUGUUAUACAAAAUGGGCUUAAAGUGAACUAACUUCUUAUGGUUAAAGCCAAAUCUUUACACACCUAGUACUUACAUAUUUUAUUUUAUUAUU